Neurospora tetraspora is the source of this 552-nucleotide messenger RNA. RefSeq lists its product as uncharacterized. Lineage: Eukaryota; Fungi; Ascomycota; Sordariomycetes; Sordariales; Sordariaceae. The record is from RefSeq and is a predicted model, not a curated record. The transcript is spliced from 2 exons. The coding region runs from base 1 to 552 and encodes 183 amino acids.
AUGCCGCCACUCACUGGGGCCAACAACAAUUCCCAUCAUCUCUCGGCCCUCGCGCAAUCCAGAUCAGACAGAAUACCUGAAUUGACCGAAGCCUUCACGCAACUGGGGACUGGCGAUGAAUCACGUUCCCACCCGGGACUUGACACACCUUCCAACCCGAGACCUGGUACACCUUCUUCCACAGCUACGAUACCUGUGGGGGUCCACGGACUGUACGAAUUGUUCGAUCAUGUGCCUCGUCAGACCUUUUUUAGGCAUGUCGUACGCGAUAUACCAAUGGCCUCCUUCGAUGCAUUCGUAGGGGCACUGGUUCAAACCGGUUAUUUGGAUUGGGAGGACGACGACCUACCCAUAAACCCACCAACAAGAGUCGCGAUCAUGGCCUUGACAUUUCAGCAGCUUGUAUCUCCCUCUGAACUCAACCUGCCUCCAGAUGUCGUUGAAAGGGACGCCACAAUGGUUUUUGGACGUCGCCACAAAACUUCGUGGUCUCAAAAACAUGUAAGCCGAAUAGACAAUUCCCUAGCGCUUCGAAAAACGUCGGUUUUUUGA